Messenger RNA from Ceratotherium simum simum (southern white rhinoceros), 1295 nucleotides. RefSeq names its product cathepsin O (gene CTSO). Lineage: Eukaryota; Metazoa; Chordata; Mammalia; Perissodactyla; Rhinocerotidae. The record is from RefSeq and is a predicted model, not a curated record. Gene Ontology annotation, molecular function: cysteine-type peptidase activity. Gene Ontology annotation, biological process: proteolysis.
CGGGCUCGGCGCCGGGAUGGAGCCGCGGGCGCUGCGGCGGCUCUGGCUGCUCUGCUGCUGCUGCUGCUGCUGCUGCUGGGGCCGCGGCGCGAGCUCCGGCGCCACCUUCCCCCGGAUCUGGCCGCGGAGCCGCGAGCGACAGGCAGCCGCCUUCCGGGAAAGUCUUAAUAGACAUCGAUACUUGAAUUCUUUAUUUCCUAGUGAAAAUUCCACUGCCAUCUAUGGAAUAAAUCAGUUUUCUUAUUUGUUUCCUGAUGAGUUUAAAGCUGUUUAUUUAAGAAGCAAACCUUCCAGGUUUCCCAGAUACCCAGCAGAAGCACAAACGUCCAUCUCCAAUGUGUCUUUGCCGUUAAGAUUUGACUGGAGGGACAAGCACGUUGUGACGCAAGUGAGAAACCAGCAGGCGUGUGGAGGAUGCUGGGCCUUCAGCGUGGUGGGCGCAGUGGAAUCUGUAUAUGCAAUAAAAGGGAAGCCUUUGGAAGAUCUAAGUGUGCAGCAGGUCAUUGAUUGUUCAUAUAAUAAUUACGGCUGCAAUGGAGGGUCUGUUCUCGAUGCUUUGAACUGGUUAAAUAAGACGCAAGUAAAACUGGUGCAAGACUCAGAAUACCCAUUUAAAGCACAAAACGGCCUGUGCCAUUACUUUUCUGAUUCACAUUCUGGAUUUUCAAUCAAAGGUUAUUCUGCACAUGACUUCAGUGACCACGAAGACGAAAUGGCAAAAGCACUAAUUACCUUUGGCCCUUUGGUAGUGAUAGUAGAUGCAGUGAGCUGGCAAGAUUAUCUGGGAGGCAUAAUACAACAUCAUUGCUCUAGCGGAGAAGCAAAUCAUGCAGUUCUCAUAACUGGCUUUGAUAAAACAGGAAGUACCCCAUACUGGAUUGUGCGGAACUCAUGGGGAAUUUCGUGGGGAGUAGAUGGCUAUGCCCAUGUUAAAAUGGGAGGUAAUAUUUGCGGUAUUGCGGAUUCCGUUUCUGCUGUAUUUGUGUGAUACGUUGAGCAGAUCAAGAGACAACUACAAAAAGGCAGAUUCAUCAUGAAAUGUAGCGUGGUACUUCAUUCUUACCAUCAUUUACCUUUAGGCUUUAGCAGCCACCCACAAAAGGUUCUAGGAUCUAGUAGUAUUUAAACUACACUGUAGAAUGUUCCCUUCUUCUGGAGAGAUGGACAACCAAAGUCAGUAGGAAGAACACCAGCACCUGGCCUGGGAAGAAAACUGUGGAAGUUUCCCACUCUGGGAUGAAGGUCGGAUUAGGACAUAUUUUAGGUCUCUUCAACUUGAAGAGGCUAUUAUCUGG